GGGGCAUCCAUAAACCAGUAAAGAGGAUUACGCCGAAGGGACCGAGACGGAAUGUGGCGAAGUCAAAAUGGCGUUGUGAUAAUCUGCCGAUGCCGAUUGCCGUCUCUCAUGUUUUGAUCCCUCAGUUCAUUUACCCCUCACAAGUCAGCAGCUAUGGGAUCUUCUGAUGACUCUGAUGCCUCUGUGGAAUCCGAUUCACCUGAGGUUGUGGAAGAUAAGGCAGGGGACACUUCCAAAUCCUCAGAGGCAGACAGUCGAAAGAAAAAGAAGAAACACAAACAUCACAAACAUAAAAAGCAUUCAUCAAAACAUGAAAAGAAACACAAGAAACAUAAGCGUCGGAAAAGUGAGAAUGGGGAAGACAAGAAACCGGUUAAAGAUCAGAAGCUGCUCACAAAUGGUAGUGCAACAGUGACUGUUGAUGUUGACACUCCCUCUAGCACAACCAGUGUGAAAUUAGACAAAGAUAUUGAUUCUGACCUAGAAGUUGUUAUUGAAGAUGAUGUUGAUCUUGACCUGGACGAAUUGAUGAGGCAGAAGGAGCUGUUGCAAGCUCGUCUUGGUGAGUGCUUGUCCGAAGAAAGGGUGAAAGAAGAUCCGGAAGUGAUCAAUCUGGUUGAUGACGACUCUGACAAAGAUGAAAAUCAGCGGACUGACAGACGAAAACGCAAGCUUAGCAGUGGUGGUGCCUUAGAAAAGAAGGCCAAGAUUGGCAGUGCGACUGCUCCAGAAGAAAAGCGUAAAGUUCUGUCUGAUCAGAAGGAGCAAACCAAGCGCCUGCGGGAUGGAGAUGUUCCUAAACGUAAAGAUUCCAAACCUGAAGAUAAGAAUAGAAAAGUGGAGUCAUUGCGAGGUGAUACCCUCAGUAGGAGACCAGAAGAUUCUCGUAGAAAAGAUGAUGACACCCGUAAAAGAGAUGACAAGCGAAGAGUUAGUCGCAGCCGAUCGCCUGUUGGUGGACGUCACCGUUUGCAUUCUGAUCGUGAGAAGGAGAAGGAGAAGGAGAAGGAGAAGGAGAGAGAAAGGGAUAGGGAGAAGGAAAGAGAUCGUGAACGUGAUCGUGAACGAGAUCGUGAACGCGAUCGAGAACGUGAACGCGAAAGAGAGCGUGAGAGGGAAAGAGAUCGUGAGAGAGAAAGAGAUAGAGAGAGGGAUAGGAGGAUUGAUAGAGAUAGAAAUAGAGAAAGAGAGCGUGAACGUGAUCGGGAUAAGGGAGGGCUUGAGAGGGAUAGAGAUCGGGACAGAGACAGAGGAUCCUGGAGAGCCAUGUCACCACGUAGCAGAGAAAGAGACCGCCGUGGACGAUACCAAAGUAGCAGGUACAACAAGGACAGAAGAGACCGAGAUGACAAAUUUAAAGGAAGCUUAUCUGAAGGCCUGAAGCAAGACAAAUCUUCAUCAGAAGAGGAUGCACCCGAUAUAAGCAUUGAUGAAGAUGAAGAAGAUGAAGAGCAAAUAAUUGAACGCAGGAGGAAACAGAGAGAAGAAUUGCUUAAGAGGUUAGGAGCUGUUAGUGAAGAUUCAAAUCUAUCUGCCUCCAAUCCCAAUGCCUCAGAUUCAGGCAGCCCUGUGACUCGACCUGGAUCUGUGGAGCUUAUAAGUGAUAGUCAAAGUACAGUCAAUGAGAAAAUUGAGAAGAAGCUUUCUUCACCUGAAAGUGAGCCAAAGUCAAAGAAAAAGUCAAGGUUUGAUCAGCCUGAAGCAGAGGAACAGGCGUCAUCGAAGGAAACCAAGGAGGAGAAAAAGACGGGCAAAAAGAAUGACUGGGAUAUGUUUGCAGAAGCUGAUAAUUUUGCAGCAGUCAAUAGUCCAAGUGCGUUGGAAAAGCAUGGAAGAGUCCCUGAGAAUCCAAGUUUAACUGACAAUUGGGAUGAUGCUGAAGGCUAUUAUCGUGUACGAAUUGGAGAAGUCCUUGAUGGGCGCUAUAAUGUUUAUGGUUAUACUGGGCAAGGUGUAUUUUCCAAUGUUGUUAGAGCUAGAGAUGGAGCACGAGGCAAUCAGGAUGUUGCUGUCAAGAUCAUUCGUAACAAUGAAAUCAUGCACAAGACUGGUCUGAAGGAGUUAGAAGUAUUGAAGAGAUUAAAUGAUGCUGAUCCAGAUGACCGCUGUCACUGUCUUCGCCUAUUUAGGCACUUCUUUCAUAAACAACAUUUAUGUAUGGUCUUUGAACCACUAAGUAUGAAUUUAAGAGAGGUGCUCAAGAAAUAUGGUAAAGAUGUCGGUCUUCAUGUGAAAGCUGUGCGAUCGUACAGUCAGCAAUUAUUUCUGGCUCUCAAGUUAUUGAAAAAAGCUAAUAUACUCCAUGCAGAUAUAAAGCCUGACAACAUUCUUGUCAAUGAAAGCAAACUUGUCUUGAAACUCUGUGAUUUUGGUUCAGCUUCCCAUGUUGCUGACAAUGAAAUUACACCUUACCUUGUCAGCAGAUUUUAUCGAGCUCCUGAAAUUAUUCUUGGUAUCCCCUAUGACUUUGGAAUAGAUAUGUGGUCUGCUGGAUGUACUAUAUAUGAGUUGUACACUGGCAAGAUCAUGUUUUCUGGGAAGACAAACAACCAGAUGCUCAAAUUUUUCAUGGACCUUAAAGGGAAAAUGCCAAAUAAACUCAUUCGGAAGGGAGCAUUCAGAGAUCAGCACUUUGAUGGAAAUUGUAACUUUUUGUACCACGAAGUGGAUAAGGUUACUGAACGUGAAAAAGUUGUAGUUCUAACCACUCUACAUCCAAGUAGAGAUUUACAAUCAGAGCUAGUUGGAAACCAAAAUCUUCCUGAAGAUCAAGCCAGAAAAGUUUCACAAUUAAAAGAUCUUCUGGACAAGAUAUGCAUGCUGGACUCAAGCAAGAGACCAGCCAUCAAUCAAGCCCUUCUGCAUCCCUUUAUUCAGGAGAGAAUUUAAAUUUUAUAUGUCUUCAUCUUGUAUGAAGUGUACUGUUGUGUAUAUCACAUUUCAGUAAACAUCAUGGCUGGGAGUAAUGUAAUUAAAUUUUGUACAGAGUUUAUUCACCACCACUAUGAUUCAAAAGAUUUUGUGGAUAAUUUCUUUUAACUUUCUUGACUUGAAUGAAUUUAGAGCAAAUUUAACAUUUGCUAGAGAAAACAUGUUAAAAGAGGAGAAACCUCCUACUGAUCAACGCAUACCUAUGUUAUGAAUUAUGAAUUGGCAGUUUUGUUUUGUUUUGAAUUGGAGGCCAGCUGACAAUUUAUAUUUUUUGUCUGUUGACUGUAGUAUUUGUGCAAACAUUAGGAGGAAAAUUUAAUCAACUGUUAGUGAAAGGUAUAGUGUCUGCAAUUUGGUUAAUAUAGUUUGCCUUUUUAA
This is a messenger RNA of Frankliniella occidentalis (western flower thrips), 3309 nucleotides long. It is a transcript of the gene Prp4k, whose product is annotated as serine/threonine-protein kinase PRP4 homolog. Gene Ontology annotation, biological process: mRNA cis splicing, via spliceosome; peptidyl-serine phosphorylation; peptidyl-threonine phosphorylation. The record is from RefSeq and is a predicted model, not a curated record. The transcript has 17 exons. Gene Ontology annotation, molecular function: ATP binding; protein serine/threonine kinase activity. NCBI's taxonomy places the organism in Eukaryota, Metazoa, Arthropoda, Insecta, Thysanoptera, Thripidae. Bases 154 to 2889 code for a protein of 911 amino acids.